UUUUUUCCUAGUGGUGCAGGGGAGGCGUGGAUCUCGCUCACUUUUGACAUUCUCGUAGCAGUAGUAGCUUCUCCUCAAGGCAGGACUCAGAUGACACCACCCCGCCACCGACCGGAGGAGAAACAGGGGAAGCUCUGACUGCGCUCUGUCAAUGAACUAUGUUUUGACACCAGGACGUGUUUAGGGGUUAAUCUAAUCCAUUUGAGCACCGGGGACUUUUCUGCGUCCUCGCCAUACGCUGGGAAUACUUUUAAGACCAGUGUGCUUCAGACUCUCGCACCCACGGAGCGCCGGUGGCGGAAUGUGAAAGUCCCGUUUUGGCGCAUGUUCCUCUCCAUUGUGUGCAGCCUUCUCCUGCUUUCUGUGAGGUUGGAAAGCGGAGGAGAAGGAGGAGGGACGGCUUUUCCCGACUCGAUCCCUUGCCUAUGGACGACGGCGGUCCCCUCUCUCCAAAGGCAAAUGCUUUCAGUAUUGCCUCUCUGAUUUCGGCUGCAGAGCAAGCAGGAAACGCAGCGUUUGAUAAACACAGCACCGGCCUGGACAAGCCAGACCUGCACAACAACAGUUCCUUUAAAAUGCACUACAGCACUGUCACCCGGGAAAUGGAAGCCAUAUCCAGUCCGUGGCUGACGCAGCUGUCCCAUUUUUGCGAUGUUGCAGCCUUCACGACGAGCAGCCUGAGCAGCCUCAACACGCCGGGGGGCUACCACCUCUCUCCGUCCCCCGGGGACCCCUACAGUCAACAUGAGUCCCACUUUGAGCCCUGUCCGGCCGCCCAGCACAACUACAACUACCCGGGCUCCAACCCGGGCCAGGCCCCGCCGAGCGACAACGGCACUCCGAACUGCUCUUCGUCUUCGUCCAACUCAACUCCGAACAGCAAAACCAUAGUGAAGAAAAACCCCAAAGUGGCCAACAUUAACGUCCAGCUGGAGAUGAAAGCUUUAUGGGACGAAUUUAAUCAGCUGGGAACGGAGAUGAUCGUAACCAAGGCUGGCAGGAGAAUGUUUCCAACUUUCCAAGUGAAAAUAUUUGGGAUGGAUCCCAUGGCAGACUACAUGCUUCUGAUGGACUUCCUGCCUGUAGACGACAAACGAUACAGGUAUGCUUUCCACAGCUCCUCGUGGCUCGUGGCCGGUAAGGCUGACCCUGCCACGCCGGGCAGAGUCCACUACCACCCGGACUCUCCGGCCAAAGGCGCACAGUGGAUGAAACAGAUCGUGUCAUUUGAUAAACUGAAACUCACCAACAACCUCUUGGAUGACAACGGCCAUAUAAUUCUCAACUCCAUGCACCGUUACCAGCCCAGGUUUCACGUGGUUUAUGUUGAUCCACGUAAGGACAGUGAGAAGUACGCCGAGGAGAAUUAUAAAACCUUUGUUUUUGAGGAAACCCGCUUCACGGCGGUCACGGCCUACCAGAACCACCGGAUCACACAGCUAAAGAUAGCCAGCAACCCUUUUGCAAAGGGCUUCAGGGAUUGUGACCCGGAGGACUGGCCCAGGAAUCACAGGCCAGGCUCUCUGCCAAUAAUGAGUCCCUUUCCCAGAACAAGAAACCCAAUGUCAUCUCCCCCUCAGCAGAACGGCACAGAGAAAGAGGACGGCAGACGGGAAUAUGAGCGAGACCCCAGCGGAACACCCAUCCACGGUGACCCAGCUCACCAGCUGAUGUCCCGGGUCCUGAGCCCUGCCCUCCCAGUACCCGGAGGCCUCCACGCUGUCCCCAUCACCAGCAGUCGACCCAGUCCACCCCAUGAUCUGCGUCCAGAUCCCCACUCUAUAGCCCCGGACACCCUGCACCACCACCCUUACAAGUACCCCACCACGUAUGAACACUACCUGGGUGCCAAGCCCAGGCCGUCCCCCUACCCUUUACCCAGCAUCAGAGGACACACAUACCAUCACCACAUGAACCCAGCCACAGCUAACAUGUACUCAGCCACCAGCGGCCCCUCUACCUACGACUACGGGCCCAGAUAAUGACCGCUGUCCGCCAGGGCUAAUGGGGCACAGCACUGUGGGAGUGAAAACACGCAGGAGCUGCAAAACAAUCCCGUCUAUUGAUGGCUUACGCAACCUGUGGGGUUCGUUCACAGGCUCAAACUCCUUGCUGUUGGAUAAACCCUGUGGUAUUUAUUUAAAGGAAACGCAUCAUUGCAGGAAGCAUGGGCACUUGCUCUGAGCCCUUAAAAAGGUCCGGUUUGACCUUUGAACCCAAAUGGCAAUAAUUCUACAUCAGGGCACGUGAUACCUGAGACAGUGAGCCAGAAAACAGAGGAGGCAGGAGGGGACCUCUCCUUAAUACAGACUAUACUUCACAGACUGGAAAUGAUUUUUUUUUUUUUUUUUUGUGUUUGAUGCACUUUGUGAUUUGCCUUGUUUUUAUUGCUUUCAAAAAAGCCAUAUGUUAUAUAGUCCAUCAGUCUUUUAGGUAGACGAGAUGUUUGCAUGUUGAGCUCAUCAGAGAGGGUGUCGAAACACAUGGAUGUUUUUUGUUUAAUGAAAGAAAAAAAAAAAGAGACUGAUUUUGAAACGUUUGGAACAUCUUGAGCCGCUCUGAGAAGCUUGUACCAUGGCACU
Messenger RNA from Sphaeramia orbicularis (orbiculate cardinalfish), 2582 nucleotides. RefSeq names its product T-box transcription factor 1 (gene tbx1). The transcript has 8 exons. The record is from RefSeq and is a predicted model, not a curated record. Gene Ontology annotation, molecular function: RNA polymerase II cis-regulatory region sequence-specific DNA binding; DNA-binding transcription factor activity, RNA polymerase II-specific. The coding region runs from base 426 to 1982 and encodes 518 amino acids. Gene Ontology annotation, biological process: cell fate specification; positive regulation of DNA-templated transcription; regulation of transcription by RNA polymerase II. Gene Ontology annotation, cellular component: chromatin; nucleus. Lineage: Eukaryota; Metazoa; Chordata; Actinopteri; Kurtiformes; Apogonidae.